This is a messenger RNA of Eucalyptus grandis, 681 nucleotides long. Its product is annotated as methylesterase 10. The record is from RefSeq and is a predicted model, not a curated record. Gene Ontology annotation, biological process: salicylic acid metabolic process; jasmonic acid metabolic process. The transcript is spliced from 3 exons. NCBI's taxonomy places the organism in Eukaryota, Viridiplantae, Streptophyta, Magnoliopsida, Myrtales, Myrtaceae. The coding region runs from base 1 to 681 and encodes 226 amino acids. Gene Ontology annotation, molecular function: methyl salicylate esterase activity; methyl jasmonate esterase activity; methyl indole-3-acetate esterase activity.
AUGCGGCUCAAAUCAGCUGGCCACCGUGUUACCGGCCUAGAUCUGAGUGGCGCAGGGCUGGACACGAUCUCGACGAUACAUGACUUCAUGCGACCACUGAUGGAACUGAUGGCCUCUCUUCCUCAGGAUGAGAAGGUUAUAUUGGUAGGUCACAGCUACGGAGGGUUUUGCAUUUCGCUAGCCAUGGAGAGAUUUCCCGAGAAAGUCGAAGUGGCAGUUUAUAUUGCAGCAUUCAUCCCUAGACCGAAAAUCCCGGCUGCACUUCUCAUGCAAGAGCUCUUCAGAGAAAGCAAACUGGAGACGUCAAUGAGUGAAAACUAUACAUUUGAUCAUAACCACGAUCGUGGGAAGGGAAACGAUUACCUGGCCGAGAAGCUGUACCAAAACUGUCCACCAGAGGACCUGGAAUUAGCGAGGCUGUUACCAAGACCGGUGAGGAUGUUCAUGGAGGACUUGGCAAACGAAUCCUCCCUCACGGAAGAGAGAUUUGGGUCGGUCGAAAGGGUUUUUGUGGUAUGUGGAGACGACAAGGCCAUUGGGGUGGAGUUUCAGAGACGGAUGAUUGAUCGGAAUCCUCCCAAGGCGGUGAAGUUGAUCGCAGAAGCCGAUCACAUGGCCAUGCUCUCCAAGCCCCAUGAGCUCCGCCAAUGCUUGGAGGACAUUGCAAAGAAUUGCUUUUGA